Messenger RNA from Enterobius vermicularis (human pinworm), 465 nucleotides. Lineage: Eukaryota; Metazoa; Nematoda; Chromadorea; Rhabditida; Oxyuridae. The record is from the annotation of a GenBank genome assembly.
AUGAAUGUGUUUCGUGCUGGACUCAUAGAACGAGUUGAUGUACCAACAUGCCCCAGCGAUGCCAGGCCCAUGCUACGUCCUGACGGUAAUCCACGAAAAUGUUUGCCACAUCAAAACAACCUCUGUAUCAAUGCAUUGCCAGAUAAGACAAAUGCAACCACAGUUUGUUGUUGGUAUAAUGAGGUUGACUAUUUCUGCUGCUUAGAUGUCCGUCCAGAAGAAUGUCCAGAUUAUCGAGACGUUACUGUUGUUGUUCAUCAUGCUUAUCCUCAGAAUCCAUAUGCAUUACGGUCUUUUCAUUUCAGAGAGGGUAUUGAAGACGAAAUUGCUGCCGCUGCUGAAGAAGCUGCUGAUUUAAAGAAAUUCCGUGCAGAAGGUGGUAUAGUGGUACGACAAAAUGUUACCGAAUUGGUUGAUGGCGACGCUACUCAACAACGAUUUUUGUUGAAAUUUGAUGAGAUGUAA